This is a messenger RNA of Hylaeus anthracinus, 3030 nucleotides long. It is a transcript of the gene Pdk1, whose product is annotated as 3-phosphoinositide-dependent protein kinase 1. Lineage: Eukaryota; Metazoa; Arthropoda; Insecta; Hymenoptera; Colletidae. The record is from RefSeq and is a predicted model, not a curated record. Gene Ontology annotation, biological process: intracellular signal transduction; peptidyl-serine phosphorylation. The transcript has 4 exons. Bases 632 to 2416 code for a protein of 594 amino acids. Gene Ontology annotation, molecular function: protein serine/threonine kinase activity; ATP binding.
ACGGGGAGAGAAAGACUCGAAGGUGGUGUCUCGAUGCUUUCAUUGCAAUUUUCGCACUUGACCGCAGGGGUAAACGUGCUUUACGAUCCGCGGUAAGAUUACCAUCGACGCUGGAGGUGGAGAGGGAUACGCUACCCCCUCGAUCGCCCCGACACCAUUCCCGGAUGCGGGUUUCGCUGCUGGUGGUGGUGGAAUGGUGCUACGGUGGGGGUGAGACGAAAUGGUGGGGAGGCUUGCCGCCAACGAAUGGUCCAUGGUGGGGGGAAAGCGCGGGUUAGCAGCCGGGACACGCCAGGCGUAGAAUUCAGUAAGCGAACGGCUCUCAACGGCCACGAACGUGUUUUUCGUUCUUCGGUGCCCGCGAAUGCAUAUAUAUAUGUAUACAUAUACACACGUAAAGUAUAUACGUACCCGAGACGCUGUCAGAAAUUCGUAGUUUAACAGUUAACGACGAACAGACGCCGCGACACAUACCCGGUUGUUUCUCGAGAGUUCACUAGAUAAAAAAGCAACAGAUAAAAAAAAAGACAACAAAAAAGUUCUUUGGUUUUUUUCGAUUCUUUGGUUCUUCAUUUUCGUUUUCCCGCAACUGUGGCUUUAAUUAUUCAAACUGGAUUCCAACAAGCAGUACAUGUCGCGAUUACAUCGCGGCUACCGGAGGCUUAAGAAAUUAUUCAAGUGUGUGGCGAACCAGGCGCUUACCGUUUCGCCACAGCCGGCAGUAACGGUGGAGGGGCCGGUGUCCAAAAUGUCUCCACCAACGAACGAGGUGACCAAUGGUGUGGUCGCGCCAGCCAACACCCUGGCGCCCCGGGUUUCGUCAACCACGAACCCGGCACUUACCACCAUCAACCCGCCAACGCACAAACGGACUCCCAAGGACUUCAUCUUUGGCAAGGUGAUCGGCGAGGGAAGCUUCUCCACCGUUUAUCUCGCCAAGGACAUCCACACCAGCAAGGAGUACGCGAUCAAGGUGUGCGACAAACGUCACAUUAUCAAGGAGAAGAAGGCCGAGUACGUGAAGCGGGAGAAGGAGGUGCUGAACAUGCUCGCGGGCGCGAAACACUCGUUCGUGCGCCUGUUCUGCACGUUCCAGGACGUGGAAAGACUCUACUUCGUCCUAUCCUACGCGAAGAACGGUGAGCUCCUGCCCUACAUCAACAAGGUCGGCUCGUUCGACAUCGAGUGCACCAAGUUCUACUCGGCGGAGAUCCUUCGUGGUCUCGAGUACCUCCACGGUCUUGGGAUCAUUCAUCGCGAUCUCAAGCCGGAAAACAUAUUGCUGGACGAGAAUAUGCACGUGCUCAUCACCGACUUCGGUAGCGCGAAGAUCCUCAAGGAUCCGGAGACGGUGUUGACGCACACCGCUACGGACGACCCUCAGUUGCAGCAACAACAGCAGCAGCAGUACAGGAGAGAACGAAGAGGAUCGUUCGUCGGUACCGCCCAAUAUGUGUCGCCGGAACUCUUAACCGACAAAACGGCGAGCAGAGCCUCCGAUCUCUGGGCCCUCGGCUGCAUAGUCUACCAGAUGGUCGCUGGCCUACCGCCAUUCCGAUCCAGGAGCGAGUACAUGAUAUUCCAAAAGAUCUUGAAACUCGAGUACGAGAUACCCGACGGUUUCUGCGAACUGGCGAGAUCGCUAGUCAGCCAGCUACUGGUUCUCGAGCCGACGGAGAGGUUGGGCGCCCAAGACGAACACGGUGCCGGAUACCCCAGCAUCAGGGCGCAUCCCUUCUUCGAGGGCGUCGACUUCGAGACCCUCCACGAGCAGACGCCGCCGCCGAUCUAUCCCUACCUGCCUGGCACGUCGGAGAACGAGGAGCUCAGGUCCCAGUACAGGGUUCCCGAUCAUCUCGAACCAGGCCUCGACGACAAACAGCUGACCAGACUUCUCGGCUUGGGUCUCGGCGAAGACGACGACGACGACACCGACGAGGACCACCACGCGACCACCGAGCGCGUGAAACCCGCGCCGACCAGCACGGUGGUCGAGAAACAGCCGAGGAGAAGGACCGCGAACCCCGACGGCAACAUCACCGACCUGACGCCCGACGAGAACCGGCUGGAGAAGCAACAAGGUUCCAACCAGUGGAACGUCUUCGUCGAGGGCAACCUGAUACUCAAGCAGGGAUUCAUCAACAAGAGGAAAGGACUCUUCGCCAGGCGAAGGAUGCUCCUGCUCACCACCGGACCACACCUGUACUAUGUCGAUCCUGUCAACAUGGUGCUUAAGGGCGAGAUCCCCUGGAGCCCCGAACUCAGGGUCGAGCCAAAGAGCUUCAAAAUCUUCUUCGUCCACACGCCAACCAGAACCUAUUAUCUUGAAGAUCCCGAAGGAUUCGCAUUAGAGUGGUGUAAAGCCAUCGAGAACAUGCGAGUCCACCAUGGCCUGCAGGAGUCCACCACCGCUUAAACACAAGACUGAACACGAUGAUCGUUUUAAAACGGAACAAGGAUGAAAAAAGGUUAUCAUCGGUAGACUGCGUAAAAUGUCCGCGAGGUGCACCGUGAAAUUGACGCGCUCGAUUGCCGGCCAGAGGAGGUGACUCUAUAAGAUUGUUCGUUAGGGUGUGACGACUCGUCGUUAGAGAUGAUACGUUCUAGGAUAAGUUUAGCAUUCUUCUAGCUCGUUAUAAUGUACAGCUUAGGACAAAUUUUCUAGGUAAACAAAUUCAUAGCGCACUCUCUUCGAGGAACCGGUCGGAAACACAGAGAUAAAGUUUUGCAUCGGUUACGUUUACGGCUGUAUAUUUAUUAUCGACCUCGAGGAACCUCGAAGAGUGGCUGCGCGUCUUUACUAACACGCGAACACACGAGAAAUAGCGAAAACUCUUAGCCAAGGUUUUUAGCUGUGUAUCUACUCGCGUGCGCGCGCUGCUCGACUUGUAAACGCUCGUGUGAUCGAGGUCGGUUGGCCUGACCACCGUAACGUUGACUCGUCGCUAAAACAAAAAGGAAGACGGGGAGUUUGUUUAUCCGCGUAAAUAUUUUGUGCAGAAUUCGCGAAACGUAACGAAAAAUUCAAAA